Molecule: messenger RNA, 4998 nt
Organism: Pygocentrus nattereri (red-bellied piranha)
Lineage: Eukaryota; Metazoa; Chordata; Actinopteri; Characiformes; Serrasalmidae
Gene: kctd2
Product: potassium channel tetramerization domain containing 2
Exons: 6
Coding region: 344-1135 (263 amino acids)
Biological process (GO): proteasome-mediated ubiquitin-dependent protein catabolic process; protein homooligomerization
Cellular component (GO): Cul3-RING ubiquitin ligase complex; cytoplasm
Molecular function (GO): cullin family protein binding
Source: RefSeq, a predicted model, not a curated record
CACUCUCCUGUAGUUCCCAUAAUAAUUGUAGCUUACAUGAGUCGUUUGAAUAAACAAGGCGGAUAAAUGUCGUUUUAUAUCCAAGGAUAAAACAUGUCGACUCAGGCCAGCGUUACUCACAGGAUGCCUCGUCUUCGUCGCUGUUAUCAAUGCGUUUAGAGCGAGCCCGUUUCGUGUGUACAGCGCUCUCCGGACAGACACCUCUUUAGAAGGAAAGCUGUCUGUGGCUAGCUCGCUAGUUGCCUAGCCGGCUAGCUGUUGUUUACAUAAUUAGCUAGCUGGCUGUCGGAAUUUGUAACAAACAUCCUGCGGGUUGGGACGGACUGUUUGGAGUUUGGAAAAUAUGGCUGAGUUACACAUUGAAGGGAACGCGACUGGCAUCUUGGAGCAGAGCGAGCACCGCGGCUCGGUUAGUGUGAGACUGCCCUCGCCCACCCUGGUGCUCCCGCCUCGCAGCGGCUUGUCCAGUCCCGGAGUGUCCGGCUCCAGAGCCGUGUUCGGCUUCCCUAUGAAGAGCAGCCCGAGUUCCCCGUCAGAACCUGCGGAAAAACCGGGCUCCCGGUGGGUCCGGCUGAACGUCGGGGGAACUUACUUCGUCACCACGAAACAGACCUUGUGCAGGGAACCCAAAUCUUUUCUGUAUCGGUUAUGUCAGGAAGACCCAGACCUGGACUCAGAUAAGGAUGAGACAGGAGCUUAUUUGAUUGAUAGGGACCCCACAUACUUUGGACCCAUUUUGAAUUACCUGAGGCAUGGAAAACUGAUCAUCAACAAGAACCUUGCGGAAGAGGGUGUUCUUGAGGAAGCUGAAUUUUACAACAUUGCAUCACUGGUGAGGCUGGUGAAGGAGAGAAUACGAGACAACGAGAACAGGACGUCCCAGGGCCCUGUGAAGCAUGUAUACCGUGUACUCCAGUGUCAGGAAGAGGAGCUCACCCAGAUGGUCUCCACAAUGUCUGAUGGAUGGAAGUUUGAGCAGCUCAUAAGCAUUGGAUCCUCUUACAACUAUGGCAACGAGGACCAGGCUGAGUUCCUGUGUGUGGUUUCCAGGGAGCUCAACAAUUCCACUAAUGGAAUUGUUAUUGAGCCAACUGAGAAGGCUAAGAUCCUUCAGGAGAGAGGUUCACGGAUGUGAGGAGACCUUCUUAGCUGUGCUGACAUAAAUCUCUCAGUCCCUUCUUCUCCUCACCACUUCUCUCCCUCCUUCACCAUACAGCACACUCCAGGUUCAUCAGCUCACACACCCGCCCUUCCUGUUCUCACCCUCUUCCCUUGUGCCUUUCCGCAGUGGGGGUGUCCUGACCCCCCUCCCUGCAGUGCUGCAACAUCUCCCAUCCAGCACCACCACAAGUGAUCACUGCUGUUAUCAACUAAUUGGAAUUGCAGGUUAUUUCAGAAAAUAUGUGAUGGUUGCAAGACUGCCAGUGGCGGCUAGGGAGGAAUCCAAGUAAGGUUUACGAGGUUAAUCUGUCACUAUAACCUUAGACAUCCACGUUGCCUCGGAACAUUAGCACCUUCAUAUCCUGCUCAUAAUCAUCAUAAUAUACAUUGUUGCUAGCAUGCUAGUUUCAAGGAAUGUGCCCUGCUCAGCUAGGCUGUGUCUACAUCACUGAAAUCUCCUCAGGACUUCCAGGUGCACGAAAGUAGAAACAGAACUGUUUAUCCCCCACUCCCUACUCCACUUCUCAUACCAAGCACAUUAACUUGUUAGCACAUGAGUGACUGAGUGAGUGAACAUCUGCAGCAACUCUCAUCUACCGCGCCUGGCCUGGUAUAACACACAGCGUGGAGCAAGAUUGCUGGGACAUAGAAGACGGCCUCUGAACAUGCAGCAUUUUGUGUCUAGUUUGUAGUGUGUUGAUCUCUUUAAGUCUGUCUGCCCUCUUGGAUAUGGCCCAGUAAUGACUAGAUGGGAAGGGAGUUCACAGACAGUUUCCCGGUUGGGCAUCCCACCCAAGUUCACCACCAUGAAUUGGAAAAUUUCUCCCAUAACUCAUUAAUUCAGGAUGAUUCAUCUCAUCCUGGAAUAGGUUUUUAUUUUCUGUUGCCAUAGACAUUUCACCCAUUCAAACAGCAUUAAACAACAUUAAAAUAAGUGUGCAUUUUUGGGGCAUGUAAGAAUUAUAUUACAAAUACAUCUGUUACAAAAAGGCUGAAUGCAAGUCAUGUAAUUGUUAAUAUCUGUACCACAGCAGUUGUGUUUAGCAAGAUGAAUUACUCUUUCUGGGAAGGUUAUGACUUGACCCAUGCCCCUAGAGUAUUUGUCCAGUGCCUGGUCACUGAUAUGUACAUUUUUGUAUUGUGUUCUCCUUCCAGCUUUUAAUCUAUGACUGGAAAAUGGGAAACGUGGUCUUAUUUCACACUAUUUCUCAAUAAUAUUUUUGUUUUUACAUUAUAGAAAUACAUAAAUUCUUCAGCAUAUCAUAUAAGAGCUCCAUGAGACUGUUGAUUGAAAAAGUGCCCAAGUGUUUGACGUUGGGACAGAACUAUAGUUGUUCUCUAGUAUGAUUGUUUGAGAGUUCAGCCCCAGUAUUUCCUAGAACACCAUAAUAUUUUGGCUAUUUAAAGAAGUUAUGUGAGGUAUAGCGGAGUUGCGUUGGAUGUUAAGGGCACUAUUUUACAUGGAUUGAGAUACUCACCCUCUUGUCGAAAUGUAUUAUAUUACUUCAGUUAAACUGCUAAAUUCAUCAAUGUUUUGACAUCAAGGACAGUAUUUGGUCCUCUUUUACACUGAAUAAAUUGCCCUCGAUGUUUGAUAUUUAGCCAGUUAAGACUAGAUUAUGAUCUAAAUCUUUCACUUGUAAAGUUGUGAAAUUCAAGAAUCUGCUCAUCAGCUAACGUACAGUGUGAUUCAUCAUGUAUUGACAGUAUUUUGACAUAUCUCUUGUUCAGUAUCAUUGUAUGGAUAAUGGCACCACUUGGUGUAGGUUAUGAUGUUCAUGUCCAUUGAAAAGCAUCUCUCUGUCAGCCACAGGCAGCAUUACGUACAUUAUGUCAAUGUGAAGUUUUUCAAAUGUUGUGUGUUUUUAUAUGUUGGGAAUCUUCCCUCCCCUUUCCCUCACCUUUACAUUGGGUUUUCUCACUCUUCAAAAUGAGCAGCAAGAGAAGGGGGACUUAAAUGUGCUCCAUUUGCUUGCUUUUAAUAUUUUUCUUUAUCAAAGCAGGUUUUCUCAGUUGGCAGGAUCAUUUUAAGUUCAAAUUGUCCAGUAUGUCACUUAACUCUUCUCGUAUUUGGACACUAAGAGUUUGGCUCGAGUUGUGUGGCUCACUAAGAAAUCUGUCUUACUGAAAUUCAACCCCUGGAGUUUCUUUGUUCAACCCCAGUUGUUUGUUUUUGAAAUUCUCAUAAUGGGCUUCUGAACUACAGACCCCCCUUUGAUCUGUGCCAUUGUGUUUCUUUUAAUAAUCUUGUAAGGCAUGGGCCAAUCUGAUUUGAUGAGCGAUCAUCAUCCUUGUAGCAAGUCCAGCUGUCUGAUGCCACAAUGUCCCACUGUGUCUCCUUGGAAUCUGUCUUGGGCUGGAUUCCUAGACAUGGAUUAAGCCUAAUCUUGGACAAAUUUGAAUGCGAUUGGUGUUUCAUCAUGGAAAAUCCUUAUUAGGUUUAAUGUGGGUCUAACUAACUGACCCUUAAUGUUAAGACAGGUGUCUAACUAUAUUUGCUUGUUGGUCAUUUGUUUCAAAUACUGUAUGCGUUUAUCAUAUCUUAGCUUUUCAGAUUGCCCUUGUGCCAUUUCAUUUUUUUCCCUUGUGUCAUAAGAAAAUAUUUAAUUUGUGCCCUUAAUCUUGUACUUGCACUUUAAGUAUGUCCAUGUCUUACAUUUUUCUGACCUCCAUGGAGGUGUGCUUGUAUCAAGGUCACAUAAAAAUGUCAAACCGCUGCAGUUUUUGGGCUAUGUAAAAACAGUGACGUCAGAGUGACCAUUACUUUUAGUAGUUUUAAGACGCACUUAGGCCCACUGGCAUAUGUAGGUAAUAUAAUUAUUUUUUUAAUGUUAUUCUAUCAAACAUUUCCUUUCCCUCUUCAUGGUCCUCCCAUUUGUUUGUGGUCAAACAGUUAGAAAUAUAGAGGUAAAAAGAUGUUUUUGUGGGGGGAAAACAACUAAGCUAAAUGAUAUACUGUUUUCUGUAGAAUCCAAAGGGGAGAGAGGGGGCCCUUGUUUUUUGGUAUGUGGACUUGAAUGCAUGCAGUGUGUUAAAGUAUAUAAUAUUAUAUACUGGGACAUUGUCUGGCCUUGUGUUAGCGUAGGGGUAAAGUGAUGCAUGGACAGUGAUUAGAAUCUUGGAAAUGUGUGCGAGGUGGUACUUUCAGACAGUUGGUUUGCAGCUCUGGGCUUAUACUUGGUCCCAGAACUCUGUGGUUUUUAUGGUUUGUUUCAUUUUGUCUCGUCCAAACACUAAGUAAUCUUUACCACAGGAUACUCAGAUUAAAAUGUUUAGCGCUGAGCGGUCAUUUGGAAGCUAACCUAACUGGAAUGCAGGAAUGCAGACCUCUGUUAUGUUUAUUCAAGUUAAAAAAGGGUUCGUCAAGGGUUUAGUUUUCAAGACUGCCAUAACAGUUAGUCUGAAACACCUGCAUGCUUUGAUACACAGUACACACACGUGUGCAUGUGCACACACAUACCAAGACAUUUAAACGUAUUGAAAACCUGCUACUUACACCAGAUGUUUUGAGUGUAUUAAGUUAUCAGCUGUAUUGAUGUCAAGUGUGACCUUUGUCUAAAUGGAGAUUGUGGAGCUAAGUGUUGGAAAUGAAUAGUCUUGGUCAGACUGUCCUUUAAUUUUUUUUUUUUUUUUUUUUAAGUUUGUCUUCUGAUGCAUUUUCUUUCAAUGUACAGAUUGCAAAGAGGAAAAAUGUCUGAUUUUUAUCAUAAACUGUAUUUGUGUUCAAAAUGUUGUAGUUCUCAUUUUAUCACAGAACUUUGUUGCAAUUGUUUACCAGAGAACUGAGCAUGUAUGUACACCGUAUCUGAAUAAAAAAAUGUUUUACAGAAGCAGAAA